Messenger RNA from Plodia interpunctella (Indianmeal moth), 4848 nucleotides. RefSeq names its product leucyl-cystinyl aminopeptidase-like. Gene Ontology annotation, molecular function: metalloaminopeptidase activity; zinc ion binding; peptide binding. The transcript is spliced from 15 exons. The record is from RefSeq and is a predicted model, not a curated record. Gene Ontology annotation, cellular component: cytoplasm. The coding region runs from base 176 to 3610 and encodes 1144 amino acids. NCBI's taxonomy places the organism in Eukaryota, Metazoa, Arthropoda, Insecta, Lepidoptera, Pyralidae. Gene Ontology annotation, biological process: peptide catabolic process; proteolysis.
AGACGCAUAUCGCCCAUAGAUUCAAGCCGCGCGACCAGCGCUCGCUACGCCUUUGCAGUUUUUCUUUUUUUUUUAAGUUCAUAGUGCAUGUUUGUGGUUUUUAAUUUUGUGUUUGUGUGUUUUAGUUUUCGAAAUUGGAUUUGGAAUCUCUUCAGUUAACGAAUGAUUUGACACCAUGACGCUGUCGAACAGCCGCCAGCAGUUCCUGGCGUACGAAUCGCACGGCGACGACAUCCAAUACGGCCGCAGAGGGGGCAUGUUUGUCACCACCUGCGUCUGCGUCACGUUCAUACUGACCGCUGUGAUGGCCGCCGUCCUCGUCGGCGUUAUAACCUACUUCAUUACGUUUUUUAAGCUCUCUAAUGCUAAGCCAGCGGAAUUCUGGGAUGACGCUGAACUCUUCACUCAGAGCAGUUCCCCGUCGCCAGACCUUCGACUGCCACCCACCGUAGUUCCCAGUUUCUACAGACUGAAACUCAUAACGGACUUAGGAAACUCCAACUUCAGUGGUGAAGUCUACAUAACCAUAAGAGCUAGUCAGAAAGUCAAAGAAAUUAUACUACACUCAAAGAAUCUCAGUAUUAAUGAUAAUGCUACUCUUACUGAACAAAUAUAUGAGAAAGUUGAGACGAUACACCGUUCGAGACGCCAAGCGGAAAAUGCACCUUUUCCUGAAACAAACGCCACAGUUACAGAGUCAUCUACAAUCAAGAAUGAUACAGCAUUUUUAAAAGUGGAAAGUGAAAACGUAACUCUACAUACUUCUGAAGCUGAAACUGUUUUAACGGAAGCUCCAACUACUGUGAAUCCUGCAACACCCGAGGUUGUCCCUGAUCCAACAUCACCCGCCGUUGAUACACAAGUGACCCACAGUAGUGUGCGUAACAUUAAGAUACUCUCAAUCACACAAGUGUCAGGAGACAGGCUAAUCUUGAGAUUAGCUACUUCUCUGACACCAAAUGUAGAUUACACUCUCCAACUUUCCUUCAAAGGAGCUAUCUCAAAUUCGAUGACUGGUUUUUACAAAAGCACAUAUGAAAAUAGCAAAAAUGAAAUCAAUAAGUUGGGUGUUACCCAGUUCGAGCCCACAUCGGCCAGGGCAGCUUUCCCCUGCUUCGACGAGCCAGCUUUCAAAGCCAAGUUUGAGAUCAGCAUCGCACACCCAAAGAAUCUCACUGUGCUUUCUAAUAUGAAGGUUGCCACUCAGGAAGAUAUGCCACAAAAAGAAUCUUGGCAGUGGACACACUUCGAAAGAUCUGUCAACAUGUCGACAUACCUAGUUGCAUACGUAAUUUCCGACUUUAAAUCCCUCGAAACUAGUUACUUGAGCAAGGACAACGUAACCAAGACUAUAAGGAUAUGGACCAGGCCCGAAUUGAUACAGAAAGCGAACUAUGCGUUGAAAAUUACACCGGAACUUUUGAGAUAUUACGAAGACGUUUUUGGUGUGCCUUAUGCGUUGGAGAAGAUUGAUCUGAUUGCUAUUCCUGACUUCUCAAGCGGUGCUAUGGAGAAUUGGGGGUUGAUUACGUUCAGAGAAACGACGCUGCUGUUCUCGUCGGCGGACGGGGUGCCGCGCGACCGGCAGAAUGUGGCGAUCGACGUGGCGCACGAGCUGGCGCACCAGUGGUUCGGCAACCUCGUCACCAUGGCCUGGUGGACCGACCUCUGGCUCAACGAGGGGUUCGCCACUUACAUCGAGUAUGUCGGCGUCGAUCAUAUCGAACCCGAAUGGAACAUGUUAGAAUCCCUCACUAGGGACAAAAUGGAUCUCCUCCGCUCUGACGCCUUGAAGAACACCUCUCCGGUGUCCCGCAGAGUGGUCGACGCUUCCGAAAUAUCGCAGAAGUUCGAUGAGAUCUCGUACACGAAGGGGGCCAAUCUGAUCAGGAUGUUGAAUCACACGAUCAGCGAGGAACUGUUCAGGAAAGGAUUGGUGCAUUAUCUCAAUCAGUGGAAAUACACAAACGCAGAAGAGAACGACCUAUGGGAAGCGAUGUCGACAGCCACGUCAUCCUCGCCAGAGUUCAGCGACCUCUCGCUAGUGCAGUUCAUGAACACCUGGACGCGGCAAGCGGGGUACCCGGUACUCAAUGUUAAGAGGGAUUACGUCAAUGGAGAAGUUGAAUUCAAUCAGCGAUUAUUCACAAGCAGCAAAUCCCCUUACCAAAGCAUGGUGGACCAACUGUGGCAGAUUCCCAUAAGCUACACGACCGUGGAUGCCCCGUUAGCAAACUGGACCACGAAACCGAAGAUUUGGCUGAAGGAGAGGUCGAGGACGUUCGCACUGCCAAUUGACAAGGAGCAACCGUUGUAUGUCAACGUGGAUUCUGUCGGCUACUAUCGCGUAAACUACGACAAGAGAAACUGGGAGCUUUUAAGCAAAGCCCUCAAAUCCGGCCAAGUGAAAGCUCCAAUCACGAAAGCUCAGCUUAUCGACGACGCUUUCAAUCUGGCCAAAAUUGACCAAUUAGACUACAGUUACGCACUAGGGUUAACCACUUGUGUUAUGAAUGGCGAGGACUCCAAAAUCGUAUGGGACUUGCUCCUUAAUAAUAUGGCCUUUUUGAAACACAAUUUGAAGACCACGUCGGGAUAUGUAUAUUUUCAGGAUUACAUGAGAAUGAUUCUGAAAACCCAAUUAUCCCGGCUCAACUUCGGUCUGAACAAGCCGAAGGACGACAACGAAGCUUUCCUCAUUGAGAAUCUCGUCAUGUGGGAGUGCUUCAUGGAGUCACCCAGGUGUUUAGACUGGGCCAAGGCGGAGUUCGAGAAAUGGGUCGCGAAGAGAAAUUUGGGAGAAAAUCCAAUCCCAAGUUACCUCCGUUCUUUAGUCUACAACAUCGCGCUAAAACACGGCACUCGACGAGAGUUUGACAUAAUUUGGGACGAAUUCAUGAAUUCCACAGAUCCCAAUGUUAAGAGUUUACUGAUUAACAGUCUACCGUCUACCAGGGAGGAAGGGCUUAUUACUACUUUACUAGAGAAAAGCCUAACAGACAUACCGAAGCAAUACGCCGUGGCGGUGUGGAGUGUGGAGUCCUCGGUCGGCACCCGCAUCGCCCAGGACUUCCUCGUCGAGAACUUCGAUAAAGUUUACGCGAAAUUCACCGAAAUGGACGCUUUCAUGUUCUCGAACGUUCUCAACGGCGCUUUCGGGUUUAUUGCCACUACUAAUGAAUUGAAUAAGUUGAAAUCGUUCGCAAUGCAGCACAAAGACAAGUUGCUGCCAAUGUCCCAGACGCUCCAAAAACUGGUCGACACAGCCACGCUCCGUAUAGACUGGGUGCAGCGACACGCGAAGGAAAUCAACCAGUGGUUCGAGGAUUACGUCAAAGGUAAAAUUGAAGGAAACGAAACCAACGGACAAAACGAACCAAUUAACAGUGCCAACAUAACAAUUGUUCCCGACAGCAGCGCCAACAUAACAGAAUUUGUUCCCGAUAACAAUGCCAACAUUAAGGAAAAAAUCAAUGCCAAUAUUACGGACGUCGUUCCCGAAAGUGGUGCCAACAAAAUAGACAUUGUAAGCAGUACCAACAUAACAAAUAGUGAUGUUACCGAGCUUCCCAAAGAAUUGAAUAGUUCAACUACUGCAGCUAGUCUGUAGUCGAAAAUGUAUUUUUAUUGGAUAAAAAUUUCUGAGGCAAAAGUAAUUAAGUCGUAGUAUGUGUCAAAUAGGUGCGAAGUUUUCACUGUCGCUUUAUUUUAUCGUGUCCGAGCACAAUAUUAUUAUUAAUCAAUAAUUUUCAACGUAUAUAACAAAAAUAAUUAGUUUGAUCACACUAAAUAAUCAUCAAAAUUUUACAUCCUUACAAAUUUUAUAUUAGCCAAUACGAAUACGUCACGAAUAUUCUCCGAUAUAAUUUUAAAAAAGUUUGUAUAAAAUAAUAAAACUUUACAUUCUAGUCGAAAUCUCGUACUGUUUCUAUAUUAUUUGUACAUAAUAAGCAAAACAGUAGGACCGAUAUUUGACUUUAUUUAUUAAUUAAUUUUAUUAAUUUUAAUUUAUACGAAAUGAAAGUGUGGGUAACACUCAAAAAUAAUAACACAAUUUAAUCAAAUAGUGAGAAUUAAAAAAAAAUUAAUCUAAUAUAAGUAAUAUAGCGGAUAUUAUUGAAAUAAACACAUAUUUUUAUCAUAUAUAUUUUUGUCACAUUGUAUUUAUUUUUUGUUAUUAUGUUUAUAUAUUUUUGAGUGAAUUUUGAAGUACUUAUACCAAAUUUUAAUUUUGUAUUAAGAAUUAUUAAGUGUUUUCUGUCAGUAUAAUGUGUAAUUUUAUCCUGAACAUUUAUAUGUUAGUUGCCAAUCUCAUUUAAAAAUAAUUGAUAAUUAUUAGGGUUUAAAUUUUAAAACCUUUGAAUUUAUACUUAAUUUCUCUGUGCAAUUUAAUAAUUUAUACACUUUAUUUAUAUAAAACUGAAGUUUGUAUACUUUUCUGUGCUAAGCUUUUACAUAAUGUUAAAAAAUUAAAAUUUUACCUUGAAUACAUCGCAUUAAUUAAAGAUCACAAUCUCAAAUAUGCUAUUUUAUUAACUAUACAGUAGAAAGUACGUGAUAUCAAUGUAUCAGUUCCUAUUUUUAGUGUGUAACUUCAGUAAAUGUAUUGCAAAAUGAUUUCUCAAAUUAAAAUCUAAAUUAUUGGUUUGCUUAAUACAAUUCUAAUCUAAAACUAAGCAUUGGUACAAAACAUUGUCAAUAUUAGAACAUUGAGUUCUUAGUAUACUAUAUUUUUAAGAGCAGAUAUAUGUAUAAUUUUGACACCGUUUUGUAAUAAGGCUGUUUAUAUUUAAACAAGUAUGUUUUGUCCGUGUUCAAUAUUAGUGAAAUAAAUAAUUUCUAUUCUUA